Messenger RNA from Trypanosoma rangeli, 609 nucleotides. RefSeq lists its product as uncharacterized. Bases 1 to 609 code for a protein of 202 amino acids. NCBI's taxonomy places the organism in Eukaryota, Euglenozoa, Kinetoplastea, Trypanosomatida, Trypanosomatidae. The transcript has a single exon. The record is from RefSeq and is a predicted model, not a curated record.
AUGCCUAAGCGGUCGCGAUCGGUGCUGCACGCGUACCUUCUCCCUCCCUCGAAAUGUCUCCAUGACGACAAGGGAAAAAAAUGCCAUGCAUCACUUGCUUCGAAAGCCACGGUUCUUGUAGCGCCUGUGACUGACGCGGCAGACAACGAGGUUGCGCUCCACGAUUGUGACAGCGGGCCUAGUGCAGCUGCAUUUGUUGUGUCUGAUGCAACUAACCAUGUUCCACGUAAGUUAUCCGAAGGUUGGCGAAUGGACGUCGACGAAGGUGUCUUGCUUGAUGAACCUUUUAUCCCAGAAGCAGAUCGGCUUGUCGGGCUACCGCCAUCGUGUCGCGCUGUACAGGGAGAACCGAAUUGGCUAGAACGCGCAUUGAUGCUGGCGCGCUGCCCAAGCCGGUGCAGGAAUGGAUUUUAUAUGAAUGGUGACAGUGAGCGCUUCUUCUGCCUGGUGCCGCCUGAGCCAACCUGUUUGCAUCCUGCAGGCACGACACAGGAGGAACAGUGCCACGCUGCCGCCGUUGCAAGCAUUGCUGCUGCCUUCUACGCCGCACCGCGUCCAGAUGAUUCCAGUUUUUUUUUCAAUGCUCCCAAGGCUUCCCGGGCGCAUUAA